AUGCAGGCGGGCAUGCACUACGAGUGGGCCGCGGGCCUCUUCCGCUGGGCGACGACGCUCGACGACAACUGGCGGAAGAAGUCGCUCGACGACGAGGACAUUUUGGAGGAGUCCUACGACGGCGACACGCCGGCGCGGCGCGAGGCCAUCGACGCCUUCAAGCUCGCGUGCUACCUCAACAUCGCGCGCGCCUACUUCAAGCAGCGCGAGUGGACGACGGCGCGGCAGGCGUGCGACUGGGCGCUGCGCCUCGACGGCUCGUCCGACAAGGCCCUCUUCCUCCGGGCGACGAUCCUCGUCGAGCCCGUGUCCCACGGGUCCACGGAGCGCGACGACGCCAUCGUCGACCUCGAGCAGGCUGAGACGCUCCUCGUCGCGGCGACGGCCGCCGCCGCGGCGCGCGACGACCUCGACGACGCGGCCUGCGAGCGGCUCAUGGACGACCUCGGGAAGCGGAAGAAGCAGGUCCGGUCGCUCCUCGCGGAGCUGCGGCGCCUGCGCCAGCUCGGCAAGGCCCAGGACAAGGCCUACGGCGGCAUGUUCGACCGCGGCGAGGUCUACGACGGCGACGAGACCGCGCGGCGCCGCCUCGCCGACGCCGAGGACGCCAAGGCGCUCCCCGACGACCACUCGAAGCCCCUCGCGCCCGGCGACGGCACCUUCUCGUCGACGCCGGGGCCCGAGGCCGAGCUCGCCGCGGCGGAGAAGGUGCUCGCGGACUACGAGCGGCGGGGCAAGAGCAAGGAAGCCGCGGAGCUCCGCAAGGGCCUCGGCGAGGCCAAGGCGAAGCUCCAGCAGGCGCGGUCCGAGGGCCCGCCGCCCAUGGACUUCCGCAAGCCGACGAAGGCCAUGCGGGACGACGCGAAGGCGCGCGGCAUCGACCUCGACGACCCGGCCGUCGUCGACAUGCUCGAGGAGCUCCAGCGCGAGCAGCGCGAGACCGCCACGCCCGAGGGCCGCGAGCGCCGCGACGUCCGCGAGGCGGCCAAGGCCAAGGCGUCGGCCAUGAGCAUGCGCGACCUCAUCCGGUCCCUGAAGGCGCUCGGCGUGCCCCACGGCCACUGCGACACCAAGGGCGAGCUCAAGGACCUCUACGUCCUCGCCUGCGUCGACGUCGACGAGGCCAAGGCCGCCGCCGCCGCCGGCGCGCGCGCGCCGCGCGCGCCGCCCGCCGCGGAGGCCGUCAACUCGUGGAAGUUCACGUUCCUCUUCGCGACGCUCUUCCUCGCCUACCGCCUCUGGACGACGAACCUCCUCGGGCCCCUCCUCGGCGGCGCGGCGCCGGGCGACGCGCCCGCGGCGCCCCUCGGCGACCGCAACCCCUACCUCGACGCGGACGAGCCCGACUUCGCGGCCCGCGACUGGACCGACGAGUUUUGA
Messenger RNA from Aureococcus anophagefferens, 1380 nucleotides. RefSeq lists its product as hypothetical. Gene Ontology annotation, molecular function: protein binding. Bases 1 to 1380 code for a protein of 459 amino acids. The record is from RefSeq and is a predicted model, not a curated record. The transcript has a single exon. NCBI's taxonomy places the organism in Eukaryota, Pelagophyceae, Pelagomonadales, Pelagomonadaceae.